AUGGACGUGGACAUGGACGACGCCACGGUGGAGGGUGAGUACCACCAGCUGGCAGUUACGGGAUUCUCGACGAUGCCACCACCACCAUCCGUCAACGUGGGCGCCCUGUACCUUGUCGUCGACACUAACGUCCUCAUACUGCACCUCGAGUUGGUGAAUCAACUCGUUGAUCUUGCUCCUCGAGCCAAUAUUACCAUAAUCAUUCCCGUUGCCGUUGUUAACGAGCUUGAUGGGCUUAAACUGGGGUCGAGAAAACAGUCGACGAAAAUACUGGCGCAAAAAGCAAUCACUUGGUAUUUUGAGUUGUUUGCAGCGAACUGCCCGUACAUUCGUGGUCAAAAACCUCAGGAAGUUAUCGACGAAUUCACCCGCAACGACGACGCCAUUUUGGAUUGUUGCCUUUACAUUAAGAAACAUCACCCAAAUGAUCUCGUUGUGCUUAUGAGUAAUGAUAAGAACUUGUGUGCCAAAGCAUUGAUUGAGCCCGUACCCACAGUUACGGUUGUUCCUGAAAUGACGGCAAUUAGUAUUGCCGAAAUGAUUUACAAUGAACGUCAGCUGAUGGGACCAGAAGAACCCCAAGUGAGGGACAUCGAAAUGACUGAUACGUUGAUGGCGCCAUUAUUCAACCUGGCUCCCGUCACUGAUGAUAUUCCUUCUGUUGUGCAUCAAGAGCUUGAGCAGGUGGCAAUUGAGCUCGUUGAUCAAGCCAUCAUCAAAUGCUACGGCAGUCGCGAAUUAACCCCUGAGUACACUCGUCCAUCAACCCUUGAAGAAGCAGCUGAGUUGCUCAUCCGCUUUUGGUUUACCGUGUUCGAGGAAAUCUUUGAAAAAGUCCAUUCCCGUAAGUUUGAUCCCUUUAAAGCAAAAGGUAAGAACAACCGUGGGGAAAUCAUCAACACCGAGAUCCCACUGCCCGCGGAGUUGCCAAACUUUGUGAACUUUUGGAAGAAGCUUUUAGUGCCUAUUCAUGAUGACAAUAUGGGAAAGUACCGCAAUCUGGUUGUGAAAGAUUACUUCAAACGGUGGACUAAAAUGGCCGAUGAAAAUAUUAACGAAGGCACGAUAUGA
Molecule: messenger RNA, 1071 nt
Organism: Diutina rugosa
Lineage: Eukaryota; Fungi; Ascomycota; Pichiomycetes; Serinales; Debaryomycetaceae
Product: mRNA-processing endoribonuclease
Exons: 1
Coding region: 1-1071 (356 amino acids)
Cellular component (GO): nucleus
Source: RefSeq, a predicted model, not a curated record